AUGACGAUUUUGAUUCUCUUGCGAGGGAACUGUGGUCUUUCCAAGUGUAUCUCGGUUUACAUGGUGGCUAUGGCGACUUCUGAUCUACUGGCCAUUAUCAUUAUUGCUGUCGUGUAUCGCAUUUUGAACUAUUAUUUUCCAUUGUCCUUCUUGUCUCACACACCUGUAUGCUUAUUCAUUGUAUACAUGACUACCAUCACUCUCGAUCUAUCUGUUUGGUUCACCGUAUCAUUCACAUUUGACAGAUUUGUGAUGAUCUGCUGCCAGGAGUUCAAAAGAAAGCAUUGCACAAAAAGAACCGCUAUCACAUUAUUAAUAAUCGUCUCAGCCCUGAUCCUAUUGAAGAAUAUUCCGGUGUUGUUUGCAUAUGAACCUGAGAAGAUUAUUCAAAACGUCCAGUGGGGCUGUAAAACAAGUGCAACUUUCUUAGCUUCACCUCUUGGGAUGACGUUUGUCUGGUUUUACAGCGCCUCUGUUGCUUGGAUUCCAUUUCUGCUAAUAUUCGUGUUUAAUUCUUUAACCGUCUGCCGCAUUUUCGUGGCAAAUAGAACGCGUAUUGGACUCCAGGGGCACAGAAAUGGGAAUCAAAGCAAUUCAGUGGGCGAGAACCGGAGGAAAUCUGUCAUUUUAUUAUUCUCUGUGUCAAUCAGCUUCAUCGUGCUUUGGUUGACAUAUUCCCUAUGUUUGGCCAUCACCAGAGUGUCACACCCUAAUUAUUACCGAGGCGACUUCGCAAACCCUGAAUAUAUCGCAACAGAAACAGGAAAUAUCCUGAAGCUGCUGAGUUGUUUUCUUAAUCCAUGUAUUUAUGCAGCAACACAGAACAAAUUCAGGGAAGCACUGCUUAACGUAAUGAAACUUAUAUGGAAAAAACCCUCAGAAUAUGUUAAAAAGAAUAAACAGAGUGUUUAG
Chiloscyllium plagiosum (whitespotted bambooshark) is the source of this 912-nucleotide messenger RNA. Lineage: Eukaryota; Metazoa; Chordata; Chondrichthyes; Orectolobiformes; Hemiscylliidae. The record is from RefSeq and is a predicted model, not a curated record.